UUUUUUUUUUAAGAAAGUGAAGGUGGUGAAAGCUCCAAACUGAAAUUAUAUCGAAAUGGCCACAGAAAUCGACUUUCUGAGUCAAAAUCAACAGCUAAAUGAAGAUCUUGGAGAACAUCAAAUGGAAAAAUUUUCCAAAUAUUCAUUGGUACAGAAAGCUGUCUUCAAAGGAGAUGGAGAUGACACGUUAGAAAACAUACUAGUUGAUCAAAGAUUUUUAGCUCCUCUAAUUAUUGAGUAUGAUAAGCAUCUGGAAGAACUUAAUGGUCAGCUGAAAUAUUACCAGAAACAAAUGGGUGAGAUGAAACUACAACUUGAAAAUGUCAUCAAGGAAAAUGAAAGGUUGCACACUGAAUUAAAAGAUGCUAUUGAAAAGCAACUGGAGACCCUUCCCUUUGGCACAGACAUGGGAAACGAUAUAUUUACAGAUGAUGAAACAGUCAAGAAUCUUCAAGAACAAUUACAACUAGCCAAUCAGGAAAAAACUCAGGCUGUGGAACUCUGGCAGACUGUUUCUCAGGAGUUGGACAGAUGUCAGAGGCUUUACCAGGAAUAUAUGACUGAGGCCCAGAUUCAUGUAGUUGAAAGUCAAAAACAAAAGCAUCAACUGACCAAUUAUCAACAACUGACCAAGCAACUUCAUGUUACUAAAGAGAACGUAGAAAUGACUAACCAACACUUUAUGAAAACAGUAACUGAACAAAACGUGGAAAUCGAGCAACUCCGAAAACAACUUAGGCAAGCCAAGUUAGAUCUGAGAGUUGCAGCAGCAAAAGUGGAAGAGUUAACCAAUGUAACUGAAGAUCUUCAUGGACAGAUGCAAAAGAAGGAGGAGGAUAUAUUUUCUGCCCAGGGAAGAGAGGAAGCAUCAGAUAGGCGUUUGCAGGAGUUACAAUGUAGUAUAAAACAAUUAGAAAAAAGACUCUGUGUAGCAAGCCAAGAAGCCACUCUGUUAAGAGCACAAAAUACACAUUUGGAAAACCAGACCAGAGAAUUACAAGCAAAGUGCAAAGAAUUAGAAAAUGAAAAAUACGAAGCUAUUAUAAGAGCCAGAAAUAGCGUGCAGCUCCUAGAAGAGGCUAACCUUCAAAAACAUCAGGCUGUACUUGAGGAGAAGCAAAAAGAAGAAUAUAUAGAGAAAAUGAAAGAAACAAUGUCUCGGAUGUUGCAAGAUGCUGCCAUAAAAAGCAGGAAGGAAAUUGCAAGUACAAAGAAACAGUUCAGUGUACAGAUUUCUCGACUAACAGAAGAAGUUUCAGCUCUUCAAACGGAGUGUGCUGAAAAACAAAGCCAAAUUGAACGAGCCAUUAAGGAGAAAAAAGCAGUGGAAGAAGAACUAGAAAAGAUUUACCAUGAAGGCAGAGUAAAUGACAGUGGUUACAGAAGACUAGAAGAAAUGCACCAAAGAUGCCUGGUUGCAGAGCAUUCAAAAGAUGAUCUUCAGCUAAGACUUAAGACAGCAGAAAAUAAAAUAAAACAACUUGAAUUAAAUUCCUCAGAAGAGAUAUCUCGUUGCCAAGAAAUGAUUCAUAAACUUCAAAACUUAUUGGAGUCUGAGAGAGAAAACUGUGGAUUUGUCAGUGAUCAAAGGCUGAAACUUCAGCAAGAAAAUGAACAGUUACAGAAGGAGAUUGAGGAUAUAAGAAAGAUUGCUCUUGAAGCUCAAAAAGAAGCCAAGUUAAAGAUCAGUACAAUGGAACAUGAAUUUUCAAUAAAGGAACAUGGAUUUGAAGUUCAGUUGAAAGAGAUGGAAGACAGUAAUCGAAAUACCACUGUUGAACUGAGACAUCUCUUAGUAACUCAACAGAAGGCAGCCAAUAGGUGGAAAGAAGAAACAAAGAAACUUACUGAAAGUGCAGAGAUUAGAAUCAGUAAUCUAAAGAGCGAGCUGAGUCGACAGAAACUUCAUACCCAAGAGCUGCUUUCUCAGCUGGAAAUGGCAAAUGAAAAGGUAGCUGAGAAUGAAAAACUAAUUCUAGAGCAUCAGGAGAAAGCCAGCAGGCUCCAGAGGCGUCUGAGUGCGGCGGAGCAGAGGGCGGCUUUGGCCUCCCAGCAGCUCAGUGUGAUUACAGUGCAGAGAAGAAAAGCAGCCUCCAUGAUGAAUCUGGAAAAUAUUUAAAAAUAUUCAUAGUUCACUCACAGAACUUUAGAAUUGGGAAAGCUGUUGGACUAGAAGUGUAUUGAAAUGGUAAAAUCCUGCAGAGAAUGGUUAAGGCUUGUGUUGUUUUGCAUAAGCAUUUUCCAUUCUGUUUCGAGGGUUAUGGAGAACAGAACAGUGACAGCUUCCUGUAAGUAAAGAAAAUAUAACCCUGUAUUGAGCUUCAGUGGAGAAUAAAGCCAGCUGAGAAGAAC
This is a messenger RNA of Suricata suricatta (meerkat), 2352 nucleotides long. RefSeq names its product sodium channel and clathrin linker 1 (gene SCLT1). Gene Ontology annotation, cellular component: centriole. Bases 56 to 2119 code for a protein of 687 amino acids. The transcript has 21 exons. Gene Ontology annotation, biological process: clustering of voltage-gated sodium channels; cilium assembly. NCBI's taxonomy places the organism in Eukaryota, Metazoa, Chordata, Mammalia, Carnivora, Herpestidae. The record is from RefSeq and is a predicted model, not a curated record.